Elgaria multicarinata webbii is the source of this 3772-nucleotide messenger RNA. It is a transcript of the gene SHLD1, whose product is annotated as shieldin complex subunit 1. The record is from RefSeq and is a predicted model, not a curated record. The transcript is spliced from 3 exons. Bases 1307 to 1966 code for a protein of 219 amino acids. NCBI's taxonomy places the organism in Eukaryota, Metazoa, Chordata, Lepidosauria, Squamata, Anguidae. Gene Ontology annotation, biological process: regulation of double-strand break repair via nonhomologous end joining.
CUUCUCAUGGUUAAAAACCGGAAAGCAAAUGUAACUGCCUUCUUUCUAAACUAAUUGCAUAUAUUGUUGUUCUCAGCAGUAUACCAAAAAGGGCCUCUCCAGUUCACUCUUCUCUUGGACCUGGUGGCAUGUCACCCAUCAUUCUUUCUAUGUCCAGUCUUUAGGGGGAGAAUGCAGUUGCCUAUGUAGCCAAAAUGGCACCACCCAUGCACAAAAAGGGGAGGUAUCAGCAAACUUGAGGGAGUCCUGAAAUGUGCAGAAGAGAACCCCCGGUGGGAGAGCCCCCCUGAAAACAUCCCAGUGAGGACUGAGCAUGCUCAGUAGCCAUGGAAUGAUAGUGGACUAUUGGGGCAGGGGGAUGGAAAACCAGGAAGAAGAAAUGCAGUGGCUGGAAUCCUGAAUAGUGCAACGCUGUAACAUUUUGUUGUGGGUCCCACUUAUUUUUGUAUAUUCUCAGACACAAGUGACUCUGACAAAAAUAAUCCAGGAUACAUUAUUCUCUUAUUAUUCAGACCCAGGAUCUCCCACAUGACCAAGGGGGCGGCGGGGUGUGCAUGGGUCAGCCAAGAUAACAUAGUUUCUGUCAUUCCCACCAUUCAGACUCUGGGACAACCAUCUCAGGCUUCUGUGACACCUUGUUGCCAGCAGUAGCAGUAGGAUGCCUGUGACCCAGGUAGGUGUGUGCGUGUGCGUGUGUAUCGCCCGCCCACCUCAUCUUUGUAUUUGCAGAGAAGAAAGCGCUUACACCACAUGUAGACCGCAGUCCUGUAUACAUUUACACGGGAGUAAGAAGCCGCAUUGAUAUAUAUUUUUAAAGGACAUGCUUCUGACCUGCAUAGGAUUGCACUAUAACUUCUUUAAAUCACACAUACUUUUUUCCUACUCUUGAGAUUGCUCUACAUAUAGAAAAUGAGAUGGCAAAAAUCCCUGGGCACAGGUAAUCUACACACACACACACACACACACCAUUUUGGUAUGCAAAGCAAUUACUUUUGAGUAGUUCCCAAAAACUGCUUGUCUUGCAAGCUUGGCUGUUUUCGUGAUUACUGUGGCUGGGCCCUCUUGCUAUGGUUUUGCUUGAUAAUCUUCAAUGGUUGAUCAGGAGAUUUGUUUUUGUUUUCAAUGGUUUUCAGUGGGUUUUAUUCUAGAUUCUAGGACCUAGAAUUUCUCUCUAGCAUUUGGAGUGUGUAACACCCAUCAGAGUUGGCAGAAGAGAUGAAAUAGCCAGAAGGAGUUUUUACCAUUCGAAUUGGAGCAGAGGACAGCAAGCUGUGACUUGGCUGAAGAUAGAGCCCCAGGGGGCACUAUGGAGGAAAGUGGAACAGCAUCAACCUGUCCGUCAGAAGAGAGCAGCUUGCUGGAUUUGCCAUGUCUCAUAACUGCAGAAAACUUUCUGUUGAACCCCAGCACUGGGAGGGAUGACGAGAUCCAUCAUUUCCAAAGCGCAUUUGUUUCAUCAGCAUCCACUGCAUCCGACACCGAUCCAGAUAGCACAGUCUUUACAGGGCACGAUGCUGGAGCUGAUGUAACUUCAUGGCCUAGACUCUGUGGGAGGACGCAGCCAAGCAACUGUGUGAAUACUGAACUAUUUCCACCUAGUGAACUUCCCUUAUCUUGUGUGUCUGAAGAACUCACCAUUAGGAAGUCUCUGGAUACGUUUUAUGGGACUUGCUGCCAGAAGAAGCCAUUUGGAGGGAGUCCAGCAUACGAAGCAGCUUCACAAUGUGUGUGUGCCAAAAUCACAGACCUAGCAGACAAAGAAGGAAUGGAAUAUGCUCUGAAGAGUCUCCGGAUAGCUCAGAUGGUUUUGAACCGAGAUGGAAAUAAGGUAUUUCCGCAACACACCAGCAGCGCCUGCUUUUCCACUCCCACUAAUGCGGAUGUUAGUUCAGAGGAAAGAAAGCAAAUGCCAGGACUCUCAGAUGAUAUCCUUCAGUUUAUCUUAAAACAGAAUCUAGCAAAGUGAUUUUUUUUUGGCAUAAAAUUAUUACAUUUCUGAGCACGUUUCCCUGCCCGCCUCUAAGAGAUGAUAAAAUUGGGGUGGGGGGUGGGGGUGGUACAGAAUGAAUUGUUGCAUUGCGUAGACAAAGCCAUUAAUAUAGUCAUGAAUUAACCAGAUUGUAUUCUAUAGCACAGAAUUAUUGCUUUUAAUCACUAGUGUUCUUUAGCGCACAUCCAUGAUUUUAUUUUAUUUUAUUUUUAUUUUACAAAAUGCAUAAACCGCUCUGUAUCUAAAAAGGAUUCCCCAGCAGUGAACAGUAAAGAAAAACUAUGUAAACUGUGAUGACUCCUCCGACUGUGUAAGUGAACAUAAUGCAGCCGCCUUUACAUAGAGGCAGACCAUUGGUCCAUUCAGCCCAGUAUUAUCUAUUUUGACCGGCAGUCGCUCUCCAAGGAUUCAGGCACAGGUCUUGCCCAGCCUUGCUGCUAGAGUUCCUUUUAAUCGAUUUGAACCUGGGAUGAUGUACAUGCAAAGCUGGGGGCUCUACCACCGAAAUGAGGCUCUUCCCAAAUAGCACUGCAAGGCUUAUAGAAGGGAGAUGCCAGCUGUCUGUGCACCACACUUGGGCCACAGUUCAUGUACAUUUGGAAUCCUCUUGCUAUGAAUCAGUGCUCUACUUCCAGAUUAUGUGGGAUUUACAGCACAACGCUAGGCACCUCUACAUUCAAUGUGAGUUAUUUCCAGGUAGAAUUGGAGCCUAGGAGGGAGGAUCCUAGUGCCAGCAGGUGGAGACAGUUUGCCCCCUUGAUUACAGUGAUUUGGGGUGUGUGGGUGUCUCCUGGGGAGGGAGGAAGCUGCAGCCUCCUCUCUCUCCCAGCAACCUCCACGCAACAGUUCAAAGUGCUGGUAUUAACAUUUAAAGCCCUAAACGGUUUGGGGCCAGGUUAUCAGAAGGAACGCCUCCUCUCAAAUGUACCCUAAGGUCAUCCUCAGGGGUCCUUCUCCGUGAGCCCCUGCCAAAGGAAGUGAGGCAGGUGGCUACCAGGAGGAGGGCCUUCUCUGCUGUGGUACCCCGGCUGUGGAAUGAGCUCCCUAAGGAGGUUCACCUGGCACCUACAUUAUAUUCUAACUCCAUGUGUAUGUGUAUGUGAAUGAGUGUGCAUGAACGACUGUAUGUGAAUGAGUGUGCAUGCACAUGUGAAGCCCCCAGCACCCCAACAAGGCACCCAAUAUGGUGUUGGGGGCUGAAAAGGUGGUGCACCCCUGGAUUAUAUCAACACCAGGGCAGCAAAUGCCUUCUUUGUGGUGUGGCGUAUGUUCAGAGGCUCUCUCAAGAUAUGUAUGUAGGCAAUGCUGGGCUCCCUGAUUAACCAGUGUGGUGUAGUGGCUAAGGUGUUGGACUAGGAGUCGGGAAAUCCGGGUUCUAGUCCCCACUAGGCCAUGGAAACCCACUGGGUGACUUUGGGCCAGUCACAGACUCUCAGCCCAACCUACCUCACAGGGUUGUUGUUGUGAGGAUAACAUGGAGAAGAGGAGGAGGAUUAUGUACACCACCUUGGGUUCCUUGGAGGAAAAAUGGUGGGAUAUAAAUGUAAUAAAUAAAUAAAAUAAAUAAACCACAUAUAUAGAAAUCCCUCUUAAAACCAUAUUCCAUCUUAGCACAAGCUUAAUAUUUCACUUUCAAUAUGGGUGACCCAGAUAUUUUUGGAAAGCAGUAUUGCUACUCUGUAUGCAUGAAAAUUGUUGGACUGCUAAUUCAUUGUUUUUUAAGCAUCUUUUAAAAAGUUGUAUGAUGUAUUAGCUAUUGUAUUAAAAAUUUGUACCACUGUU